Molecule: messenger RNA, 2400 nt
Organism: Aspergillus welwitschiae
Lineage: Eukaryota; Fungi; Ascomycota; Eurotiomycetes; Eurotiales; Aspergillaceae
Product: putative carboxylesterase
Exons: 6
Coding region: 683-2188 (501 amino acids)
Source: RefSeq, a predicted model, not a curated record
GGGAUUGAACGGGAUUAGACGGAUCAUGACAUAUAAUGGUGUAUAUAGUACAUAAUGUCUGGUAAUAGAAUUCUCAUCUCAAUAGACAUAAAAUUGACAUGUCUCUUUAUUGGAUUCAAGCAUAUCGAGGACUGUACUGACUGACGUGAAGGAUGGACAACUUUCGUAAGUUGUUGUUGUUGUGAGUGGAAAGACAACCUCGCUUCAACCGUCAAUUAGUAAGUUCCAGUCCAAUGACCCUCACAGAAACGGGCAAGAAAACUGAUCCCGCCUCCGUGCCUCCCAACCGAGCUGGCCAGGAACCAAACCAAACUGAGGCGAUCGACCCAAAGACCCAAAGAAGAAAGACCCAACUUUGUGCAGCGGGUGGAUCUCCCCGCAACAGCCCCACAUCAUGACGGAGGGGGGCGGCCAGGCCAAGUUGCCCUCAAUCCAGCCAGUUAACCAGCCAGCCAGCUCGGAUAUCGGCAUUUCCUGGGAAAUUAUGAGCCGGAUCAGAAGAGAGGAUGCUGAGAAAUCAUUGACGAAGACGAAGCAGAGCUAGGAUGCUUCGUCAUAGAGAGAAUGGCAGGCCGGUGGCACCAUCCCCGCUUGUCUUUCCGGCUGGACCGUUUAUGGCUUUCGUCUCAGUCAGACUUACUCUUCGAGUGUAGCAUACUGUGACGAUAUUUGGAAAAAAAAUAUGGCAUCUCCGCAGAUACAGCAUGAGGGCCUUCGUGCCAUUUUUACGGGGAUUGAGAGGGUGUCCGAGGGGGUCACGGUGAAUGAGUUUAGGGGUAUCAAGUACGCGUCUGUUCCCGCGCGGUUUGAGCGGGCGCAGCCCGUGGAUGGCUUUGGGGAUGCUGUGGUUGAUGCUUCUUCAUACGGGCCGAGGUGUCCGCAGGUCGAUGUCGACGUUCGCCAUUUGCUGCGCAUUCCAGAGGACUUUCCAAUCGAAAAGGAGCCCGAGGAUGAGUUUGAAUGUCUGAAUUUGGACAUCACCUGUCCUCCGGCGUCUUCGGCUAAGGGACCUCUUCCUGUGCUCUUGUGGAUUUAUGGAGGAUCGCAGGUGGUGACCUUUUGCUCAGCUGCAUCGAAGAUCUGCGAUCCCGUCAAGAUCGUCGCGGACUCUAUCAAGUCCGGCCAGCCUAUCAUCUUCGUCUCAAUCAACUAUCGACUCAACAUCUUCAGCUUUGGCGACGGCAAGGAGAAGAACCUUGCUAUCAAGGAUCAGAAACUGGGUAUUGAGUGGGUGCGGAACAACAUCGCUGCCUUUGGAGGCGAUCCCAAUAACAUCACGUUGGCCGGAGAAAGUGCCGGGGCAGUAUAUACACAUGCCCAUCUCGUCACUGGUACACCAGUCAAGAGGGCCGUCCUGGCAUCUGGAUCCCUCUAUCUCUCUUCUCCCUUGCCAGUAGAGAAGGGCCAGGGACUAAUCAAUGCGCUGGAAGCCAAGGUGCAAGAACUGGGCGAGCCGUCGCUUCGGUUAGCGUCAGUGCCGGCUCUGUUGCAGGCAUUACGAGAGUGCAAUGUGAACACUAUGUGGAUACAGGAGGAUGAGGACUUUCAAGGAUGGGAAACCAAGUCCGAGCUGGUGGACGAACUCAUGAUUGGUGAUACUGAAUAUGAGUCGGUUAUCUGGAGGAACGGUAUCGAGACAUUCGAUGGAGAAGCGAUUACUGCAGCCUUCGAGCAGAAUGAGAAAUGGGGUCUGAAGCUACGCAAGAUGUACCAGGUUGUCGCGGAUCGACCCACUGCUUGCAAGUUGGGUGCACUGGACCUUGUAAAUGAUGUCCGUUAUACGCUGCCAGUGGAAGUUGUUGCCGAGAAACUACAGGCAGCUGGGAAACGAGUCUACAAGUAUGUGGUUGACCAGGCCAACCCGUGGCAGGCAUCCAGCCGAGCCCAUCAUGCUGUUGACCUGCUGUUCUUGUUUGACGGCGUCGACCUGUCCUUCAACCCUGCUGCACAAGCGGUUGGUCAGGAGAUGCGGAGCCGUUGGGUACAGUUCGUCAACGGUGGUAGUCCGUGGUCUACCGAGCAGAGAUUCGCGUACGGACCUCUGGGGAGCUGCGGAGAGAUCCCUGAAGCACAAUUUGCAUCUAGACGGCGGGUUGAGCACGUUAAAGUCCUUAGGGAGGCUGGAAUGGGUGUCUAUAUGCCUAUUGUAUUUGCCUUGACGGCAGGCAAGAUUAGCUUGUUGAAUUAGACAGUGAUAUAGUUCAAUACAGCUACAUAACCAAUUCGCCACACUAAAUACAGGAAUCUCCACUUAUGAUAUUCUUUACCUUUUCUUUUUUUGUAUUGCCGUAAGCUGUGAGAUAUUGGUGAUACAAAGCAGAUAGUUAGAAAUUGCUUUUUGAAGUAUAUGCAGAAGAGCAGUAUACAUCGGCAAUUCCAGCGAUGGCUGUUACCCGGGGG